Messenger RNA from Psammomys obesus (fat sand rat), 4650 nucleotides. Its product is annotated as pregnancy zone protein-like. The coding region runs from base 48 to 4505 and encodes 1485 amino acids. Gene Ontology annotation, molecular function: endopeptidase inhibitor activity. Gene Ontology annotation, cellular component: extracellular region. The record is from RefSeq and is a predicted model, not a curated record. NCBI's taxonomy places the organism in Eukaryota, Metazoa, Chordata, Mammalia, Rodentia, Muridae. The transcript has 36 exons.
UCAAGAGGCCGAGGGCUCAGACCCGGUCUUCUCUGUCUCCCACCACCAUGAGGAGAAACCAGCUGCUCACACCAGUCUCUCUCUUACUGUUUCUGCUUCUUCCCAGAGAUGCCACAGCUUCUGCAAAACCACAGUACAUGGUGCUGGUCCCAUCACAGCUCUACUCAGGAGUUCCUGAAAAGGCCUGUGUCAACCUCAACCACCUGAAUGAGACUGUGACGCUCAACAUAAGUCUAGAGUAUGGACUGCAGCACACAAACCUCCUCACAGACCUCUCUGUGGAGAAGGACUCUUCCUACUGCAGGCCUUUCACGAUCUCAGAUUUGCCAUCUCCAUCUUCGGAGGCAUUCAUGUCUGUGCAGAUAAAAGGGCCGACUCAGAACUUUAUAAAGAGGAAGUCAUUGUGGAUAACGAAAGCUGAAAGCCUAGUCUUUGUCCAGACAGACAAACCCAUAUACAAACCAGGCCAAACAGUGAAAUUUCGCAUUGUCUCUAUGGACAUCAGUUUUCACCCAUUGAAUGAAACGUUCCGGGUCGUUUACAUUGAGAAUCCCAAGAGGAACCGGAUUUUUCAAUGGCAGUAUGUCAAUCUACCAACCGGACUCCACCAGCUCUCCUUCCCACUGUCCGCUGAGCCCACGCUAGGUACCUACAAGGUUGUAGCGCAGAAGGACUCAGGGAAGAAAAUAGAGCACUCCUUUGACGUGAAGGAGUACGUUUUACCCAGAUUUGAAGUACAAGUGAAAACGCCCAACAUUAUUGCUUUCCUGGAAGAAGAAUUUGUUGUAACUGCCUGUGGCUUAUACACAUAUGGAAAGCCUGUUCCAGGUCGGGUGACAAUUAAUGUGUGCAGAAAAUACUCACUGCAGAGCUCCCACUGUCACGGCCAACUUUCACGAGCAAUCUGUGAAGAAUUCAGUAAACAGGCAGAUGAUAAAGGAUGUUUCAGACAAGUCGUAAAAACCAAAAUAUUCCAGCCAAGACAAAAAGGCUAUGACAUGAAAUUAGAAGUGGAAGCCAAAAUCAAAGAGGAGGGAACAGGAAUGGAGCUAACUGGCUAUGGAUCGUGUGAAAUCACGAAUACCUUAAGCAAACUGACAUUUACUAAAGUGAAUUCACAUUACAUGACGGGGCUUCCUUUAUGGGGGCAGGUUCUUCUUGUUGAUGAGCAGAAUCAACCAAUCCCCAACAAAAACAUAUCUGUGCGCGUGGAUCCGUACGGGAACCAGUCCACUUUCACUACUGACGAGCACGGCUUGGCCAACAUUGUCCUUGACACUUCCACCUACACGUUUUUAAUGCUGAGAGUCAUAGUCACCUACAAGCAGAACAACGACUGUUAUGACAACUGGUGGCUCAGUGAGCAUCAUGUACAAGCAGAGCAGUCUGUAACUCAUAUCGCUUCCCCAAGCAAUAGUUAUGUUCAUCUUGAGCUUAUUUUUGGUACUUUGGCCUGUGGACAAACUCAGGAGAUUCGGGCACACUACCUCUUGAAUAAAGAUAUCAUGAAGAAUGAAAAAGACUUAACCUUUUACUAUCUGGUCAAAGCAAGGGGAAGCAUCUUCAGCUCAGGAAGCCACGUGCUGCCGCUUGAACAAGGAAACAUGAAAGGGGUAUUUUCCUUCCCACUUCAAGUGGAGCCAGACAUGGCUCCUGAGGCUCAGCUGCUCGUUUACGCUACUUUACCUAAUGAAGAAAUUGUCGCUGACACGGAGACACUCAAAAUUGAAAACUGUUUUGCCAAUAAGGUAAAUUUGAGUUUCUCACCAGCGCAGAGCCUGCCAGCCUCUGACACCCACCUGAAGGUCACAGCCGCACCCCAGUCCCUCUGCGCCCUCAGGGCGGUAGACCAAAGCGUGCUGCUGCUGAAGCCUGAAGCCGAGCUCUCGCCUCACUCCGUCUAUAAUCUGCUGCCACAAAAGACUGCCCCGCUCUUUCCUUUUGGCACCCCAUUUCACGAAGAUAGCGGAGAAUGCAUCAAAGCAGAAGAUAUUACUCACAAUGGGAUUGUGUACACACCGAAGCAGGAUUUUAUGAACGAUGAGAAUGCACGCAGAAUGUUUUCGUCUGUAGGGUUAAACAUGUUUACCAACUCCAAAAUCCACAGAGCACGCGUAUGUCAAACCUUUCAACCCUACCCAGUGGCGGGUAUGGCCUACGCAGCAGCGCCUCAAGCAUUACCUCUGGCAGCAGCCCCAGGAGUGGGCUUCAGAAGAUUGAGCUACCCGAUGGCUUCAGAAGAACAGAAUGUGGUCGAAAUAAGAAAAGAGACAAUUCGAAAGUACUUCCCGGAAACGUGGAUCUGGGACAUGGUGGCUCUGGACGAAUCAGGUAGCCAUGAGUUGGCAACGAAGGUUCCCGACUCCAUCACUGAGUGGAAGGCUAGUGCAUUCUGCUUGUCUGGAACUACUGGCCUUGGUCUCUCCCCCACCGUCUCUCUCCAAGUCUUCCAGCCAUUCUUCCUGGAGCUCACCCUCCCCUACUCUGUGGUGCGGGGAGAAGCCUUUACCCUCAAAGCCACAGUGCUCAACUACAUGCCUCACUGCAUUCGGAUCCGUGUGGGCCUAGAGAUUUCUCCCGAUUUCCUGGCAGUCCCAGUGGGGGACCAUGAAGACUCUCACUGCAUCUGUGGAAAUAAAAGGAAAACCGUGUCCUGGGCUGUGACCCCGAAAUCGCUGGAGAAGGUGAACUUCACAGCUACUGCAGAAGCUUUGCAGUCUCCAGAACUGUGUGGCAAUGAGGUGACAGAGGUGCCAGCCCUUGGGCGCAAGGACACUGUCAUCAAGCACGUGAUAGUCGAGCCUGAAGGAAUAGAGAAGGAACAAUCGUUCAACAGCCUGUUAUGUGCAGAAGCACAUGUCCUAUGGUCACUGAACCUUCCAUACAAUGUGGUUGAAGGAUCCGCCAGAGCCACACAUUCUGUUUUGGGUGACAUACUAGGCUCUGCAAUGCAAAACCUCCAGAAUCUUCUCCAGAUGCCCUAUGGCUGCGGAGAACAAAACAUGGUCCUUUUCGUCCCAAACAUCUAUGUUCUGAACUAUCUGAAUGAGACACAACAGCUGACAGAGACGAUCAAGUCCAAAGCCCUUAGCUACCUCGUCAGUGGAUAUCAGAGGCAGCUGAACUAUCAGCACAGUGACGGCUCAUACAGCACAUUUGGGGAUCGUGGCGGGAACAGCCAGGGAAAUACUUGGCUCACUGCAUUCGUGCUCAAAGCCUUUUCUCAAGCUCAGUCCCACAUCUUCAUAGAGAAGACACACAUCACGAAUGCUUUCAACUGGCUCGCCAUGAAACAAAAGGACAAUGGCUGUUUCCAACAAUCUGGAUAUCUGCUCAACAAUGCGAUGAAGGGUGGUGUGGAUGACGAAGUGUCACUCUCCGCCUACAUUACCAUCUCUCUGCUGGAGAUCCCACUGCCUGCCACUCACAGUGUUGUCCGCAACGCUCUGUUUUGUCUGGAAACAGCCUGGGCCACCAUCUCCAGGAGCCAAGAAAGUCACGUCUACACCAAGGCAUUGUUGGCCUAUGCCUUCGCCCUGGCAGGAAACCAAGCCAAGCGAAGCGAGCUGCUUGAAUCGCUAGACAAAGAAGCUGUAAAAGAAGAGGAUUCAAUCCACUGGCGGCGCCCUGGGACCGUUCAGGAAGUGAGGACACCCUAUUAUCAGCCACGGGCCCCGUCUGCCGAAGUGGAGAUGACAGCUUAUGUUCUUCUUGCCCACCUUACGGCUCUGCCUUCCGUGUCUGCGGAGGACCUGUCCUCAGCAACCAAAAUCGUGAAAUGGAUCAUCAAGCAACAAAACUCCCACGGGGGUUUCUCCUCCACUCAGGACACAGUGGUGGCUCUCCAAGCCCUCUCCAAAUAUGGAGCAGCCACUUUUACGAAAAGCAAGAAAGACGUGUCGGUCACCAUCAAGUCUUCAGGGAUCUUCUCUCACAAAUUCCAUGUUCACGAUGCUAAUCGCCUGCUGCUGCAGCAAGUCACGCUGCCAGAUCUUCCUGGGAUUUACAACAUCCAUGUGUCAGGGGAUGGAUGUGUGUAUUUCCAGACAUCUCUAAAAUACAACGUCUUCCAAAAGGCAGAAGGAAAAGCGCCCUUCGCUCUGCAGGUUGAAAGUCUCCCCCUAAACCUUGAUGGAGCUAAAGAUCCUAAAACAUUCCAGAUUAAUUUCAAUGUAAGUUACACUGGAGAACGACCCAGCUCCAACAUGGUCAUUGUUGAUGCGAAGAUGGUAUCCGGCUUCAUACCUGUGAAGUCAUCUGUGAAAAAGCUCCAAGACCACCCUAACAUUCAGAGGACUGAAGUGAGCACCAACCAUGUUCUAAUCUACAUUGAAAAGCUAACCAAUCAGACCCUGAGUUCCUCCUUCUUGGUGGAACAAGACAUCCCAGUAAAGAACUUAAAACCAGCCCCAAUAAAAGUCUACGAUUAUUAUGAGACAGAUGAAUACGCCAUUGAAGAAUACAAUAUCACUUUCAGUGAUGGCUCUGAACAAGGAAAUGCUUAAAAAAGGGAGCCUGAAGAUUUCAUCAGCUGGGCUUCUCCAGAUAUGAAGAACCAAGGCCUGUCAGAAGAAAGGACAGUGAAAUAAAUGGAAGGAAAUUAGAAACACAUAAAAUUUAUAUUUUGAAUAAAGUUACAGCUAUGUUUCA